ACCCCCUAUAUCUAUGCCUUCUUCACUCUCUGAAAGUAUCUGACCAACAUUUCUAACCGUUUAAUUUCCCUCUUUUUGAUUUUUCCCUUUCAAAGUAAAAAAAUCUCAGAGGAAAGAAAUGGCUUCAACGGUUGUGAUGCAGUCAAUCUUGGGAAGCCCAUUGGCCAGCAGAAGUGGGCUGGCCCAGUUCGCCCCAGCUAGCUGCUUGCCCCGCCUUCGCCGGAGCUCUAAUCUCCGGGUCAAGAGCAUGUCCGAGGACGGCGAGAGCAUCCCCUCACCCCCUCCUCCUCCUCCGGCACCGAAACCCAGCACCGAUUGGAAGAAAGUGUUCUCCUUCAGCGGUCCCGGGCCGGAGAGAAUCAACGGCCGGCUAGCCAUGGUGGGGUUCGUUUCGGCUAUCGGCGUGGAGCUGGCUAAUGGCGGGGAUCUGUUCAACCAGAUCGCGAACGGCGGCGACGCGCUGUUUAUCGGGACGAGUGUGUUGCUCACGUUUGCAUCUCUGAUUCCUCUGCUUCAGGGCGUGACGGCGGAGUCAAAGUCAAAGGGGUUCUUCUCCGCCGACGCUGAGAUUUGGAACGGACGGUUCGCUAUGGUGGGUUUGGUCGCUUUGGCUUUCACGGAGUAUGUCCAAAAUGGCCCGCUUUUGCACGUCUAGAAGCUGAGCCGGGUGAGCCGUUAAGCAAGCCAGACCAGCCGCUGCUAAUGGAGCCGGUAUCUUAUUUGGUUUAGCUUGAAGAAUUAAUCUUUUGUUAAUAGAUUGUACUAUGCUUGCGAUGAAUUUUCGUGCCGUUUUUAGUGCAAUUAACUUAAAGAUAUUGUCUGUUGUCCACUGUUACAUUCUUGUUUUUUCCCAAAAGUCUUAAUUAAAGUAUCAAACAGUAUAAAACUAAAUUUUCGAAUUUUAUACUAGUAAAAUAAUUCCAGUCCAACUUGUAAGCCCCAUGAACGAAUGCCUCUAAAAAAGCUUAAAUACAAAUGCGAUUUUUUCCCUAUUAAGGUUUACAAAUAUUAGAAGUUAAUUAAUAUGCACACAAGUUACACAUUGUUGAGAACUCCUUAUAAGCGAAACGAAGUCUUUUAGUAGUUCGGAUUUCUUUCACUAUCCAAUAUGCAUACCACGAAUAUUAGACCUUCCUCAAAACUACAAAAGAAGUUACACGAGGACACUCAUCAUUUCCAACAAUUACUCGUGCACUG
This is a messenger RNA of Cuscuta europaea, 1197 nucleotides long. Lineage: Eukaryota; Viridiplantae; Streptophyta; Magnoliopsida; Solanales; Convolvulaceae. The record is from the annotation of a GenBank genome assembly.